AUGCCUUCCGCCGAAGGAACGCCACAGACUUUGUACGACAAGGUCCUUCAGGCCCAUAUCGUCGAUGAGAAACUCGACGGCACUCUUCUCCUCUAUAUCGACCGACAUUUGGUCCACGAAGUUACUUCUCCGCAAGCCUUUGAGGGCCUCAAGAAUGCCGGACGACAAAAUGUCCCCACCGCGUCCCGAAAAGGCAUGAAGGAUAUUGCCACAUUUAUCAAGGAAGAUGAUUCGAGGGUACAAUGCGUCACCCUCGAGGAGAACGUCAAGGACUUUGGCCUCACCUAUUUCGGCCUCGGCGAUAAGCGGCAGGGCAUCGUCCACGUCAUUGGCCCCGAGCAGGGCUUCACCCUUCCCGGAACCACGGUUGUGUGCGGUGACAGCCACACCUCUACCCACGGUGCUUUUGGCUCUCUCGCCUUCGGUAUCGGCACCAGCGAGGUCGAGCAUGUGCUCGCCACACAAUGUUUGAUCACCAAGAGGAGUAAGAACAUGAGGGUGCAGGUUGACGGCGAACUGGCCCCGGGUGUGAGCUCCAAGGACAUCGUCCUCCACGUCAUCGGCAUCAUCGGAACCGCCGGUGGUACCGGUGCCGUUAUCGAGUUCUGCGGCUCCGUUAUCCGCAGCCUUUCGAUGGAGGCUCGCAUGUCCAUCUGCAACAUGUCCAUUGAGGGCGGUGCCCGUGCCGGCAUGGUCGCUCCCGACGAGAUCACGUUUGAAUACCUCAAGGGCCGUCCCUUGGCCCCUAAGUACGACUCGGAGGAGUGGAACCGUGCCACGACGUACUGGAAGCAGCUCCAGUCCGAUCCCGGUGCCAAGUACGACAUUGACGUCUUUAUCGAUGGCAAGGACAUCAUCCCCACCGUCACCUGGGGAACGAGCCCCGAGGACGUUGUCCCUAUCACCGGCACCGUGCCCGACCCCGAUACUUUUGAGAACGAGGCCAAGAAGGCGGCCGGCCACCGCAUGCUCAAGUACAUGGGCCUCAUCGCGGGCCAGCCCAUGGAGGAGAUUGUGGUUGACAAGGUUUUCAUCGGCUCUUGCACGAAUUCGCGUAUUGAGGACAUCCGCGCUGCCGCCCACGUUGUCGAGGGUAGGAAGAUUGCGGCCAACAUUAAGCGAGCCAUGAUUGUGCCCGGUUCUGGACUCGUCAAGUCGCAGGCCGAGGCCGAGGGUCUCGACAAGAUUUUCCUCGAGGCCGGUUUCGAGUGGAGGGAGGCCGGAUGCAGCAUGUGCUUGGGAAUGAACCCCGAUAUCCUCUCGCCCCAGGAGCGCUGCGCCAGCACGAGUAACCGCAACUUUGAGGGUCGCCAGGGUGCCGGCGGCAGGACCCAUCUCAUGUCCCCCGUCAUGGCCGCGGCUGCCGCCAUUGUGGGCAAGCUUGCCGACGUUCGCAAGUUGACGGAGUACGAGUCGAGUCCCCACACCAGGGCGGCCAUUUCGCCAACCAAGGUGGCGCACGUCGACGAGCGCAUCGAAGAGGACGACCACGAAAAGGAGGUAAUUACCGACCAGCCCGAGGACAACCAGCCCCAUACCAACACUCUCGUUGCAGUGAGUGGGUCUUUGGGCGUACCGGCGUUUACCGUCCUCCGGGGUAUCGCGGCGCCGUUGGACAAGUCCAACGUGGACACGGACGCCAUCAUUCCCAAGCAGUUCCUCAAGACGAUCAAGAGGACCGGCCUUGGCACCGCGCUCUUUACGAGCUGCGAGCCCUAUCGCAACGCCAAGAUCCUCGUCUGCACGGGACCCAACUUUGGCUGCGGAAGCUCCCGAGAGCACGCGCCGUGGGCUCUCAACGACUUUGGCAUCCGCUGCGUGAUUGCGCCUUCCUUUGCUGACAUCUUCUUCAACAACACGUUCAAGAAUGGCAUGCUUCCCAUUCCCAUUGCCCGCCAAGCGGACAUUGACGCCAUCGCCGCGGUGGCGCGCGCCGGCGAGGAGGUCGAGGAGUUUAGGAAGCACUGCCUUGUCAAUGGUCUCGACGACAUCGGCUUGACCAUGCAAAUGGAGGAUAAGAUUGCCGACUACGAGCGUCGCAUGUCCAAGGAUACUCCUUGGCUCGACGGCAGAUCGUACCUCAAGAGGGGCAAGAAUGGCCGCUUGUUGGCCAAGGCCGUCCCCGUUCCCAAGACCAACAGGGGCGAGCCUAUCAAGGAUACCUUGGAUUGGUAA
Molecule: messenger RNA, 2175 nt
Organism: Parascedosporium putredinis
Lineage: Eukaryota; Fungi; Ascomycota; Sordariomycetes; Microascales; Microascaceae
Source: the annotation of a GenBank genome assembly